GGCAGACAGGGGGCGGUCGCGCCCACUUCCUCCGCCGCUCGGCACCCGCGGGGCGGCGCACCCGGGUGGCAGCACUGCGCCCAGACCUUCCCGGCUGCGGCGAGGCGGCCCUCGGCGCGCUCAGAUUCCACCGCGCGCUCUGCGACCUGGCUGCGGAGCGUUCGGCUGCUCACAUGGACGCGGCGCUGAAGCGGAGCCGCUCUGAGGAGCCGGCAGAGCUCCCGCCACCCGCCCGGGAGGUGGAGGAGAAAGAGGAGGAGGAAGAGAGGAUGGAGCAGGGCCUGGAGGAGGAGGAAGAAGUGGACCCCCGGAUCCAGGGAGAACUGGAGAGGUUAAAUCAAUCCACGGAUGACAUCAACAGACAGGAGACUGAACUUGAGGACGCACGUCAGAAAUUCCGAUCCGUCCUGGUCGAGGCAACAGUGAAGCUAGACGAACUGGUGAAGAAAAUCGGCAAAGCUGUGGAGGACUCAAAGCCCUACUGGGAGGCCCGCAGGGUGGCAAGGCAGGCUCAGCUGGAAGCUCAGAAAGCCACACAGGACUUCCAGAGGGCCACCGAGGUGCUCCGCGCUGCCAAGGAGACCAUCUCUCUGGCUGAGCAGCGGCUGCUGGAGGAUGACAAACGGCAGUUCGACUCUGCGUGGCAGGAGAUGCUGAAUCAUGCUACUCAGAGGGUCAUGGAGGCUGAACAGACCAAGACAAGGAGUGAACUGGUACACAAGGAGACAGCAGCCAGAUACAAUGCAGCCAUGGGCCGUAUGCGGCAGCUGGAGAAGAAACUCAAGCGGGCCAUCAACAAAUCCAAGCCUUAUUUUGAGCUCAAGGCAAAGUACUAUGUGCAACUCGAGCAACUGAAGAAGACAGUGGAUGACCUUCAGGCCAAGCUGGCCCUGGCAAAAGGCGAGUAUAAGGCAGCCCUGAAGAGCCUGGAGAGAAUCUCAGAUGAGAUCCAUGAGCGCCGGCGUUCCAAUGCCAUGGGGCCUCGGGGCUGUGGCGUGGGGGCUGAGGGAAGCAGCAUAUCAGUGGAGAAGCUGUCUGGGAGCAGACCUGAGCCUGAUGCCAUCUCUGUGGCUUCCGAAGCCUUUGAAGACGACAACUGCAGCAACUUAGUGUCUGAAGAUGACUCAGAAACUCAGUCUGUGUCCAGCUUCAGUUCAGGACCAACAAGUCCAUCUGAUGUGCCUGACCAGUUCCCUGCAGUGGCAAGGCCCGGCAGCUUGGAUCUGCCCAGCCCCGUAUCCCUGUCUGAAUUUGGAAUGAUGUUUCCAAUACUGGGCCCUCGAAGUGAAUGCAGCGGGGCCUCCUCCCCUGAAUGUGAGGUGGAACGAGGAGACAGAGCAGAAGGGGCUGAGAAUAAAACGAGUGACAGAGCCAACAACAACCGUGUUCACGGCAACAGUGGUGGUGGCAAGGGGAGGAGCCAAAGCAGCACAUCCCCUGAAGGCCAGGCCUUGGAAACCCGUAUGAAGCACCUCUCCCUACAGUGCUCAAAAGGAAGAGAUGGGAUUAUCGCUGACAUAAAAAUGGUGCAGAUUGGCUGACUCACCCAGGGCUAUGGCCCACGUGCAAAUCACAUUUAUACAUGAAACUUGAGAAACAUCGUGCCAAUACUCAUUUAACAUAAGCCAGAUAGUAUGCAUUUACUCUAAACUGCACUAACCAAGUUUCAGUGACCUUGAGGGCUGAAGCAUUUCCCUCUGGUAAGAGCUCUUGGGCUGGUGUUUUUCAGAGCAAAGCCAUCACAGGUAAACUGUGACCAGGGUCACAGCCUUUGCGGAACGUUCCCUUGUAGCGGCAGUGUAGAAGCAAUAACUAGUUUCUGUGAAAGAAGCCGAGCCAGGAGGGGAACUGGACACUUAACCAGACUGGGGUCACCAGCCUACAUCUCUAUCCCUCUAUUUGGGGAAACUGAGAUGUUCUCUCCAUUAUAUCACAGGGCACCAAAAUAAUUUUAAAACUCACACAAACAGAAACUCAAGUGUUCAGAACACAUUGUUUUGACCCAGUGAAAUCUCAAAAACAAUGCCAAGAACACAAUUUCAUCUUCAUCACCUCUGGUGCAGAGAGGGAUUUAAAAAAAAAAAAAAAAAAAAAAAAGCAUGUCUUCUGGGACACCCAUUAUAACCAUUUCCUAUGAAAGGUACCAUGAACUGCACUUUUUGGGGGUGGGAAAGGUGACUGAAUGCCAAUAUGGGGAUGGGGAAUGAGGGAGCAGGAACAUAGCAUAUGGGGUUUGUGGUUGCAGGAGGUUUACAGCCUAACUUAGCCUGCCAGCCGAGGGGGUUUAUUCUAGAAGUGCAUGCCACUGUUCUAUCUACUGAGACUAUUUAAGGUUUAUGCUGCACCUAGUAUUCUUUAGAGGGAGUAGGCAUGUGCUGGCAGGGGCCGGGAAAUAGAAACAGUGGAUGUUAUGCCAAUAGUAGUGUUUAGACUCUUCGUGUUUAUACUUAUGCAUAUUUAGGGAACUGUAUUUUAUUUGUCCUGUUUUAUCGAUUUGGCUUUUCUGAAGAAAGCAACCCCAUUUCAAAUUGUCUUUUAAUUAUGUCACAGCUUGUAUAUUUUAGCCACGUGUGUAUAGCUUCAUACAAUAGUGAUUUCUUCUUUUUUAUUGAUGGAUACAGUAUCCUAAUUACAAGGUUAUUUUGUACUUAAUACCUUGAGGGUAAUAAAAACUAAGAAAACUUUG
This is a messenger RNA of Chionomys nivalis (European snow vole), 2686 nucleotides long. It is a transcript of the gene Sh3bp5, whose product is annotated as SH3 domain binding protein 5. Gene Ontology annotation, biological process: negative regulation of protein tyrosine kinase activity; intracellular signal transduction. Bases 174 to 1541 code for a protein of 455 amino acids. The record is from RefSeq and is a predicted model, not a curated record. Gene Ontology annotation, cellular component: cytoplasm. Gene Ontology annotation, molecular function: protein kinase inhibitor activity. The transcript has 9 exons. Lineage: Eukaryota; Metazoa; Chordata; Mammalia; Rodentia; Cricetidae.